ACGUUAACAUGGCAACCGUGCAUGCGCGACAUCUGCACGUAAUUUAAAUUUGAACUGUAAUUGUUAUAAAUUAAAUUGUGAUGUAACUUAUAUGUUGUUGAUUUAGUUUAACUGCAAGUGCAAUUAACCCAUAUUCAGAGUAAGGACCUGUGACACUUUUCUAUUUUUCAACUUGAAAACGUCGACGCUUUUUCAAAAUUGACAGUGUGGCACAGGUGGCCAAUUUUGAUUGUUGUUUUCCGUACAAAUGAAUGAAACAAAGCGGUACGAAGCAAUUAAAAAUCGUGUGUUUGAGCACUUGAACGUAGACAAACAAACAUGCAGUCGUGUAAAUCGGCAAUGGAACGUACCUAAACUAAAGUAAGUUCGGUCCGGUUGUUUGAGAGUUCAACAGUUUCAGACGUCAAUGUUUCUACGGUAGCUCUUUUGGGUACGCUAUACCGUUAGGCGAUUAUUAAAUGCGUAAAAAAAUUGCCAGUGAGAUACAUACGAAGUUACCGUUUAAAAGAAAGUGCAAUUCGCCGGUUUUGUGAUUGAAAUUUAAAAGCGCAUCAGUGAAAAAUGGUUAAAAGAAAGGCUGCCGUAAAAAUGCCAACUGAAGACGCGUGUUCCAGCGCGAUCCUUUAAUCUCGCGUGUUAAUUAAGUAAAGUGAUUUAUAAACUGUUAGAAAAAUGGCAUCAGAAGAAAGUGUUAAGCAGACAAAUAAAAACGGCACGGAUUCGCCUAAAAUUAACGAGCCGGCCGAGGACGAUCCGUGCAUAGAGAUCAAAAGCAGUUUGGAUAAACCGCGAUUUUUGGUAAAAACUGAAAAUCAGUUGCGCGAAAAGACCGGGCUUUCGCGUCUUGGAUUAUACAUCGCCAUUGUUCUACUAAUCGUUUUAAUAAUAUUAGUGAUAAUAGUACUCUCGCUGGCCAUCGCGUGGCCCAAUAUACCGCAUAGUGCCCAGUUUUCAAUUUGUCAGGAUCCUGCGUGUCUUCGAGCCGCUGCACAGGUACAGGAGAGUUGGAAUUCUUCCGUGUCGCCGUGCGAGGAUGUUUGGGGUUGGGCGUGCGGCAGGUGGCUCCAAAAUAACCCCUUGCCUAUCGACCGUAGCUUCUGGAGUGAGCGUCAAAAGAGACAACGGGAUGAGUCUGUUCGAAUUCAUAACUUAAUAUCGACGUUGGAGCUUCCCUUGCACUCGCAGACUGUGGAAUGGAAGAUGAAAUACCUUUACGAGGGCUGUCUGGAUAUGGACAACAUCAACGUUGAGAAGGCUCUACCUCUCAAGCGCAUCAUAUCUGAGUUAGGUAAGUGGAUUUUUAUGGCUUUUUGUCAAGUGCCCUAUUUAUGGGGUACGCUACGCACUAAUGCGUUCGUUUAUAACUUUUAAAUAGGGACCUUUUAU
Photinus pyralis (common eastern firefly) is the source of this 1386-nucleotide messenger RNA. Its product is annotated as endothelin-converting enzyme 2-like. The transcript is spliced from 4 exons. Gene Ontology annotation, cellular component: plasma membrane. Lineage: Eukaryota; Metazoa; Arthropoda; Insecta; Coleoptera; Lampyridae. The coding region runs from base 673 to 1371 and encodes 232 amino acids. The record is from RefSeq and is a predicted model, not a curated record. Gene Ontology annotation, molecular function: metalloendopeptidase activity. Gene Ontology annotation, biological process: protein processing.